Melitaea cinxia (Glanville fritillary) is the source of this 2778-nucleotide messenger RNA. RefSeq names its product ATP-dependent zinc metalloprotease YME1L (gene YME1L). NCBI's taxonomy places the organism in Eukaryota, Metazoa, Arthropoda, Insecta, Lepidoptera, Nymphalidae. Gene Ontology annotation, molecular function: ATP-dependent peptidase activity; ATP hydrolysis activity; ATP binding. Gene Ontology annotation, cellular component: mitochondrial inner membrane. The coding region runs from base 125 to 2416 and encodes 763 amino acids. The transcript is spliced from 17 exons. The record is from RefSeq and is a predicted model, not a curated record. Gene Ontology annotation, biological process: mitochondrion organization; protein quality control for misfolded or incompletely synthesized proteins.
GAAAUUUUUGUCUAUCGAUAAAAUUCGCCAUGUUUUGCUAAAGAUUGACGUAAGGACAAAAAAACCUACAAAAUUUUCGAGUGCACUUUAUGAAGAGGAAACAAACAUCUCACCUACAUGUAACAUGUUCUCACUGAACUCUAUUAACACCCAAAACCAGAUUCUAGUAAGUUUUAGUCAGUUAUCAUCACGUUACUCGAAUUUAUUCAGACAAAGGAAGCAAAGCAACGCUAAAAACAAGGAUGUGAAGGGAAAAGAAAGUGCGGGAGUGUUAUCUGAUGCAACACUUUGUUCGGAUAGCUUCGAUGAAGCUUUGCGUCAUUUUGAUAAGAAUGUCUUAGCGGAGAUGUGUAAAAUCGACGUAAGAUCCGCUGUAUCAUUCGCCGGAGCCUCUAAGGCUGGUUUCAGAGAUAUACAGAACCUAAAAUCGGCAAAAAAAAUAUCUCAUAUAUCCCAAAGUUCAUUCGAAAAGAAUAAGAACGGAUGGCUCCAAGCACCUACGGUGACGGUAGAUUUCCGCGGCAAUAAUACUAAGUUCACUUUCACUGAUAACUUCGUGGGUUCUCUUUUCAAUAGCUUGCACAAUAAUUCCUUUAAUUACAACAUUCAAGUGCGAGGUUUUAAGACGGAGAGAGGAAUUCAUGCGGAUCUAAAAAGGAAUCCCAACUUAAUAAAUAGACUACGUCUCAAUGUCACAGAUAGCACAGACAAGCAAACAACGCUCAGUCCAGAUGUGGCUCCGAGACUCGAGAAGCUGCUCAGCGAAGAUACAGUACUCACAAACCAGCAGAAAGACAAGAUCAAGAUAGCGUUUGCUGAGGGAUAUUUAGCCGGAUCACAUCCAGACAAUGUCCGCGGCACCAAGGCUUCCAAAUAUCUGAAGCUGGUGCAACAGUUGCUAACCAUAGUCCUCUUCCUGGCUAUAUUCGUCAGCCUCAUGGCAUCAGUCAGCGGAACUGUCUUCAGGAUCCAGCUGGGCAACCAAGUGGAGGUGGACCCGGAGGACAUCUCAGUGACGUUCGAUGACGUGAAGGGAGCCGAUGAGGCCAAACAGGAGCUUAAAGACGUGGUGGAAUUCCUGAAGUCUCCAGAGCGGUUCUCGUCACUAGGUGGCAAGCUGCCCAAAGGAGUGUUACUAGUAGGUCCCCCCGGUACCGGAAAGACGUUGCUGGCCAGAGCAGUAGCCGGGGAAGCGAGGGUACCAUUCUUUCACGCAGCGGGUCCCGAGUUCGACGAGAUCCUCGUUGGACAGGGCGCGCGUCGCGUCAGAGAUCUGUUCAAGGCGGCCAAAGAACGAGCUCCGUGUGUAAUAUUUAUCGACGAGAUCGACUCGGUCGGAGCGAAGAGAACCAACAGUGUCUUACAUCCAUACGCCAAUCAGACAAUUAAUCAACUGCUGUCAGAAAUGGACGGUUUCCAUCAGAACGAAGGAGUGAUUGUUCUGGGAGCGACUAAUAGGAGAGACGACUUAGACCAGGCGUUACUCAGACCGGGCAGAUUUGAUGUAGAGGUGUCAGUCCCGACCCCAGACUACGGAGGUCGGCUUGAGAUACUCCAGAUGUACGUGUCCCGGGUAGCGGCCCACCCCGACCUGGACGUGGAGUCACUGGCCCGAGGGACCACGGGGUUCACCGGAGCUGACUUGGAGAGUAUGGUCAACCAGGCCGCUCUUAAGGCAGCGAUCGAAGGUGCGAAAACGGUGACCAUGGCUCACCUCGAGGAGGCCCGGGACAAGGUUCUGAUGGGUCCGGCAAGACGGGCUCGUCUUCCUGAUGAUGAGGCCAACGAGAUCACCGCCUGCCACGAGGGGGGCCACGCCAUCGUCGCCUACUACACCAAGGAUUCUCACCCUCUACAUAAAGUGACUAUCAUCCCCCGAGGUCCUUCGCUAGGACACACCGCCUACAUACCGGCUAAGGAAAGAUAUCACGUGACAAAGCAACAGCUUCUGGCAAUGAUGGACACAAUGAUGGGAGGACGAGCGGCUGAGGAAUUAGUCUUUGGACCGGACAAGAUUACUUCAGGAGCGUCCUCGGACCUGAAGCAGGCCACGUCCAUCGCGGUGCACAUGGUGCGCGAGUGGGGCAUGAGCGAGCGCGUGGGGCUGCGCGCCGUGGAGCCCGCGCGGGGCGGGGACACGCUGGGGCCCGCCACCAACGAGAUGGUGGACGCAGAAAUCAAGAAGAUUCUCUCUGACAGCUACGAGCGAGCGAAAGCUAUUCUACGCGCUCACGCCAAGGAACACAAGGCGCUAGCGGACGCGUUGCUCAAGUAUGAAACGCUAGACGCGGACGACAUCAAGGCGAUAAUGAACGGAGAGAAGAUAAAGCUGGAGAAGCAGAAGGGCGGUAAGGAAGCCCCGGCCGGCAAGGAGGCCCCCGUGCCCGCACUGCUGCCCCAGGCGGUGCCGGCGUAGGUCGCCCGUCUAGGUGAUUCCUGGACUUCAUUAGACGCCAGUGAGAACGUAGAAGACGUCUCGAUAUGUACAAAAUAGUGAAGAAAAGUGAAUUUGAAAAUUUUGCAGGUUGCCGAGUCGAUAACCAUUUUUAAAUUUAAUAAAAAUAAGUAUAACAUGCCCCGUCGCAGUUCCCUUUGUAGAUUCGUUAUAGUAUAUUAUGAAAAAUGUUAUUAAUAUCGUAAUUUUAAAUAAAUUUCAUGUAACUGUGAGGUUUUUGUUUAUUUUUUAUAAAGAUUGUAACAUAUGGACAGCUAGUUGUAACGAAUUGUUGACGGUAAAUGACGCAAGUAUUUCAUAAGAAAUAAAUUUCAAAUACACAA